GGGGGGGGUGGGGUGGGGGCAGGGUGUGUGCCACUCAGUCACAGACAAUCAAAGAUGUUUGAGUUUCCAUGCGCAGUGACCAGGGAGGCACAACGCGAGGCACUACCACCCCUCCUCCAGCUCCGCGCGCACGGGCCUCCGCACCGCAGGGGCCUCUGAUCCACACUCGAUCGGAAGAGAAUCGUUUCUGUCGAAGAAAAGAGAGAAAAAAAGAGAAGAAAAAAUCGGUCAUGAGACGCGAUUUGUGUCUGCCGGAAGACAGAAGGAAAAACUAGACACGACCUGUUGGCGAUGAUGGAUUACUCGAAGGCGCAAAUGUCUAGCUUAUCUGAGGAGGGCAGUUCAGCUGGGAUUCCUCAGACCAGUCCUGCUGGUGUGAAGCUGGAGGCGGUGAUGGAACAGCUGCAGAGACAACAUGAGGCCAAACUGGAGGUGAGCCUGCAGGAGAAGCAUCUUCAGGCUCAGCUGCUGUUUGCUCAGCACGCCGCUGCGGCCAGAGCCUCUGGCUCCAGACUGGACUCUGUAUUAUUAGCCGGACAGACUUAUCACGGCGCUCAGCAAGCUCUGCUCAGCCACCUCGGCAGAAUGGACCCAGACGACGACGACGAAGACGAAGAAGACACAGAUGAGGAGGAGCGAGAGAUGGUUGGGAACGACGAGGAGGAAGAUGAAGAGGAGGAGGAGAGUGGGCUCCAUCAGGAGGUGAAGAAGCCCCGACUCCAGCAGGUUCCCGGCUUCCCAUUCUCCUCUUAUUCCACGGCUCAAUCGGCCGCUGUGAGGCAAAUGUCUGAAUCUCCACCUCCGGCAAUAAAACAGGAGCACGAGGAGAAGGACCUUCUGUCUCCUGCAGGCCAACACGCCUUCACCUCACCCAACGGCUUCACCGACUGGGGCUAUGACGAGCCAUUAAAACGAAGAGGAAGUUCUAUCUGGUCGGAGGACAAUGACGGAGUAAAAAUAAGAGGAGAACCAUCCAGGGACUUUGCCAAGCUCUAUGAGCUGGAUGAUGACCCACAACGGAAGGAGUUUCUUGAUGAACUGUUUGUCUUUAUGCAGAAACGAGGAACUCCUGUGAACCGUAUCCCCAUCAUGGCAAAGCAAAUUCUGGACCUGUACAGGCUUUAUAAGCUCGUGACAGAGAAGGGAGGCCUGGUGGAGGUCAUUAACAAGAAGAUCUGGAGGGAAAUCACCAAAGGUCUCAACCUCCCCACGUCAAUCACCAGCGCUGCUUUCACCCUCCGCACCCAGUAUAUGAAGUACCUGUACCCGUUUGAGUGUGAGAAGAAGCGACUGAGUUCUCCCGGUGAGCUGCAGGCUGCCAUCGACAGUAACCGCCGAGAAGGCCGGCGUCCCAGCUACACCAACAGCCUGUACCGCUACUCUCCCUCCCCGAGCGCUGCUCCACACACCCUCCACUCCUCUCCCACAAUACAAACCACAACGACAGCACACAGCAACUUGAAUACAUCCGCUAGUCCAAAUCUGAAGAGAAACACUGAUGAGACCGCCACCCCUGUAAUAACAGGCCGGCUGCCCAUGGCUCUGGCACUGGGGCAGCAGCAGCAGCAGCUGGCACAAGCUGCCACCUUGGAGCAUCUGAGAGAGAGGCUGGAGCGAGGAGCAGGAGGAGCUGCAGCCGAUGCUCCAGAGAAGAAAAUGAUGCGGCUGGCAGAGGAGCAGCAGCGCCUCAUGCAGCAGGCGCUCCAACAAAACCUCCUGGCCAUGGCCUCUCACUUCAACCCAAUGAACCUCAAGCUUAACAAUGGACACGAGAGCAAACAGGAUUUGUCUCUGAGUAUCUCGACUAAUGGAGCAGCCAGUAUCAGUGUAUCUGUGGAAGUCAAUGGUACUAUUUACUCAGGAACACUGUUUGCCCAGAAGUCUGCUGCUCCCGUGGCCUCACAGGCUGUGACCAAGGCCGGAACGAGUGGUUUCAGUGCCCUCUCCUCCUCUCACAGUCCGUCAUCUUCCUCUUCCACCUCCUCCAAGGGACCAAAUUGAGGUUUACCGGCUUUUUAAUUGGCUCCGAGCAAAAAAAUAACUACACAGUAUUCCUCUUGUGUCAGACAAGAACUUUGUGAAUUCUAGAGGGAAAGUCAGCCGCUACACAUGAAGCAAAUCAGUUUUUUUCCCCGGCAUUGUUUUUCCAUUAUUUGUCAGCGUAAUGAAAUGAUUCUUGCCAAUGGGGGACGUUGGUGUUUGACGACACAGACUUCAGACUAUAAUGUAGAUUUGGAUCACAGUUUACCUUAGUGCCUGUCAGAAGCUUUUUUUUGUAAUGCACUGGCAUUCACGUGUGAAGAGCUUUACAUGGUUUGAUUAGAAGUGUCUUUAGAGCAGGAAAGUGCACAAUGAAAUCCAAUUCCAAGUUUUUUCGGCAGCUACAUUUGUUGCUAGUCAUCAAACGGGUCUGCAGCUGCCUUUGUUCCAUAGUCGUCAGCAGAACAGUGUGGUUGCCGAGUGCAGCUAGUGAAGACCAAAAAGAUGAAGCUCAGUGUCAUAGCUCCUAUUUCUAACUGUUUUGCUAAAAAAAAUUUCAAUUUAAUUUCAAUGAAAGCUUAUAGUCUUUUGUGUGCUUUAUUAUUUGCUGAAGAAUCAAAUGCAAUUUAAAAGAAAUUGGUUACGGUUGGUAGUUUUUUCUUCUUCUUUUAACGUGUUUUAUUUCUAUUUUUUUAUUUAAUCAUUUGGCCUGGCCUGAAAAAGUGCAAAACGUUUAUUUUCGUGUCAGUUGUGAAUCGAUGGCAACAUUCGGGAGACAAGGUUCUUGCUGGGAGAUAUACAAUAUGUAAGAAAGAAGUGAUAUAACCUUUACCUCAUUUGACUUCCCAGGUUUGUAAUGUGCUUGGGAAUUUUGCUCUGGACUCAGGAAUGUCCUCUGGACACAUCGCUGUUAUAUUCCAUCUCAUAAUAUAUUGUUGUGUUGUAUUUGUAUAAACGCAAAGAAUGUAUCAUUAAUGACCUCAAGCUUUUGACAAGUGAACACUGAAACAGUGCUACCUCACUCUUCUAGAGAAAUAUGCAAUUGUUAUUGCAGCAAGUGUUGGUUUAGCCAACUGCUGAAAUAUACUGUAUGUGGACAAUCAAGUAGAUGUAUCACUGCAAACUAACGUCACUGUGAACUUGGCAACUGUAAAAAAAACAAAAACAAUCAAGGUGGAUGUUUAACUUUGUUUUGGUCUUUGAUUAACGUUUCUUGGAAAUGUGGCCAUGAGGAAUAAAGAAAUAUUGUGUGAAGUAGAA
Molecule: messenger RNA, 3240 nt
Organism: Scophthalmus maximus (turbot)
Lineage: Eukaryota; Metazoa; Chordata; Actinopteri; Pleuronectiformes; Scophthalmidae
Product: AT-rich interactive domain-containing protein 3A
Exons: 9
Coding region: 292-2001 (569 amino acids)
Biological process (GO): regulation of transcription by RNA polymerase II
Cellular component (GO): nucleus
Molecular function (GO): DNA binding
Source: RefSeq, a predicted model, not a curated record